Empidonax traillii (willow flycatcher) is the source of this 2001-nucleotide messenger RNA. It is a transcript of the gene PRPF19, whose product is annotated as pre-mRNA processing factor 19. NCBI's taxonomy places the organism in Eukaryota, Metazoa, Chordata, Aves, Passeriformes, Tyrannidae. Gene Ontology annotation, cellular component: U2-type catalytic step 1 spliceosome; cytoplasm; Prp19 complex. Gene Ontology annotation, molecular function: ubiquitin protein ligase activity; protein binding. The transcript is spliced from 16 exons. Gene Ontology annotation, biological process: protein ubiquitination; mRNA splicing, via spliceosome; DNA repair. Bases 112 to 1626 code for a protein of 504 amino acids. The record is from RefSeq and is a predicted model, not a curated record.
UGAGGGCUUGGGGGCCGCGCGCGCCAACCGGGAAGCGGGAGCGGGAAAAAGCGGGACCGGGAGCGGAAAGAAGCGGGGCUGGGAGCGAGGUUGCAGCUCCCUCCGGCCACCAUGGCGCUCAUCUGCUCCAUCUCCAACGAGGUGCCGGAGCACCCGUGCGUGUCGCCUGUGUCCAACCACGUGUACGAGCGGCGGCUGAUCGAGAAGUACAUUGCCGAGAACGGCACCGACCCUGUCAACAACCAGCCCCUGGCUGAGGAGCAGCUCAUCGACAUCAAAGUUGCCCACCCGAUCCGCCCCAAGCCCCCGUCGGCCACCAGCAUCCCGGCCAUCCUGAAAGCGCUGCAGGACGAGUGGGAUGCUGUGAUGCUGCACAGCUUUACACUGCGGCAGCAGCUGCAGACCACGCGCCAGGAGCUGUCCCACGCCCUGUACCAGCACGACGCCGCCUGCCGCGUCAUUGCCCGCCUCACCAAGGAGGUCACGGCCGCCAGGGAAGCUCUGGCCACCCUGAAGCCCCAGGCUGGGCUCAUUGUGCCCCAGGCGGUGCCGUCGGCACAGCCCAACGUGGCGGGUGCCGGGGAGGCCAUGGAUUUGGGAGAACUGGCAGGAAUGACCCCAGAGAUCAUCCAGAAGCUCCAAGACAAGGCCACGGUGCUGACCACGGAGCGUAAAAAGAGGGGCAAGACUGUUCCUGAGGAGCUGGUGAAGCCAGAGGAGCUCAGCAAGUACCGGCAGAUCGCCUCCCACGUGGGGCUGCACAGCGCCAGCAUCCCAGGAAUUCUGGCCUUGGAUCUGUGUCCUUCUGACACCAACAAGAUCCUUACUGGUGGGGCAGAUAAAAAUGUCAUUGUGUUCGACAAGAGCUCGGAGCAGAUCCUGGCCACGCUCAAAGGACACACCAAGAAGGUCACCAGUGUCGUCUUCCACCCAUCCCAGGAGUUGGUGUUCUCGGCUUCUCCUGACGCCACGAUCCGGAUCUGGUCCAUUCCCAAUGCCUCCUGUGUCCAGGUGGUCCGUGCCCAUGAGGGCUCCGUGACUGGGCUCAGCCUCCACGCCACCGGAGAUUACCUGCUCAGCUCCUCGGAUGACCAGUACUGGGCUUUCUCAGAUAUCCAGACGGGCCGUGUCCUCACCAAGGUGACAGAUGAGAGCUCUGGAUGUGCUCUCACCUGUGCCCAGUUCCACCCAGACGGGCUCAUUUUUGGGACGGGAACGAUGGAUUCGCAAAUCAAGAUCUGGGAUCUGAAGGAACGCACCAACGUGGCCAACUUCCCGGGACACUCUGGGCCCAUCACCAGCAUUGCCUUCUCCGAGAACGGAUAUUACCUGGCCACGGCCGCCGACGACUCCUCCGUCAAACUCUGGGAUCUGCGCAAGCUCAAGAACUUCAAGACGCUGCAGCUGGACAACAACUUCGAGGUGAAAUCCCUGAUUUUCGACCAGAGUGGGACCUACCUGGCGCUGGGCGGGACCGACGUCCAGAUCUACAUCUGCAAGCAGUGGACGGAGAUCCUGCACUUCACAGAGCACAGUGGCCUGACUACGGGAGUGGCCUUUGGCCACCACACCAAGUUCAUCGCGUCCACGGGGAUGGACCGGAGCCUCAAGUUCUACAGCCUGUAAUCCCGGGAUCCCGCCAGGAUUCGGGGUGGGAGGUGGGUGGGAAUAUCCAUAUGGGAUUAUCCAAAUGGGAAUACCCCAGUGGGAUUAUCAAGCUCCCCUGUCGUAGCUGUUGGUGCAAGGGGGAAGUUGGGCGUCGUCUUCCCCACACUCUGUGAAUUCAUUGUUUAGGGUUUUUUUUCCUAAUUCCGUGUGUUUUCCGCCUUUAGAAUUGUUUUGUGCUUGUAACUGAUGUGAACCCCCUCCCCUGCCCCCUUAUCCUUGUGCUUGUGGAAUUUGGAGGCUGGGACGUGUGGAAGGAGGGAAGGAAUGUGCAGAUUUUUGUACGCAGUCACUUAGUUUCAGUAUGGAAAUAAAGGAUUAUUCCCUGUCAUCCCA